GAAUGGAAAAGUGGGGGAUGCAUAUAAGACCCUGGGACCCUCUCGAUGCGACCCAGUAGUCUCUAGUCAUCAAUUCCUUCACGUUCGAAGAACCGUGACUUGAUUCUGAGAUAACGAGCAGACCGUACCUUUUUCCCCAAAUAUUCACGUCCUCCGUCAGGAUGAAGACGGAGGUGUUGUGUCUGCUGAUCUGUCUCGGUGUUGUUACCGCCUUAACGAGGAAGCAAGAAUCACUCGAGCAGAGUCGCAGGAAAGCAGCUUUGCCAGCGUUGCAGAAGAAGCAGCAACCCGUGUCAGUGGAGCAGGAGGAGUACGAGGAUGAAGAAGAACUCUCUGAACAGUGUCCUGAACCCAAUGGUUUCUUCCCUGACGCGGGUCAGUGCGACAAGUACUACGACUGUCGAGAUGGCAAGGUUAUAGAGAAACUGUGUCCAGAUGGUCUCGUAUUCAACGACUUCAGUCCCCAACACGAGAAGUGCGAUCUCCCAUUCGGAAUCGACUGUACAAAAAGGCCAAAAUUACAAAAACCACAACCCUCUCCGCAUUGUCCAAGAAUGCACGGCUACUUCGCUCACGAGGACCCCAGAAUAUGCAACACGUUCUACUACUGUGUCGAAGGAAAGUUUAACAUGAUCACGUGUCCGGACGGCCUGGUCUUCUCGGAAAAGACUGGCAUCUGCAAUUGGCCGGAUGAGGCACAGAAGAAAGGCUGUGGUUCUAGGGAAUUGUUCAAUUUCACGUGUCCCAAAGUCGACGAUGCCACUGCUGCCACGCAUCCACGUUAUCCAGACACGGAGGACUGCCAAUACUUCUACGUGUGCGUCAACGGAGAGGUACCUAGGAGAAGCGGAUGCAAAUUAGGCCAAGCUUUCGACGAGCGAACUGGGAAAUGUGAUUGGGCAAGGAAAAUACCCGAAUGCAAAGACUGGUACAAAGGCCAAUUGACUGACGAGGAAUUGGAUGCCUUGGAAAACCCACCGCCGAGGCCGAAACCUACCGGUGGACAUGGCAGAAGAAAAGGCGCCAAACCGACGUAGCUUUAAGGCUAAAUUCAUAUGUAGAUCCUAAUGUUUACUGACUUGUUAAAUAUCACCUGGAAAAUAAACCAUUUUUAA
Molecule: messenger RNA, 1115 nt
Organism: Eufriesea mexicana
Lineage: Eukaryota; Metazoa; Arthropoda; Insecta; Hymenoptera; Apidae
Gene: Cpap3-b
Product: cuticular protein analogous to peritrophins 3-B
Exons: 4
Coding region: 162-1037 (291 amino acids)
Cellular component (GO): extracellular region
Molecular function (GO): chitin binding
Source: RefSeq, a predicted model, not a curated record